AUGGCUUAUAUGAGUUCUAGUUCUUCGCGAGAGAACAAAAGUGGAUUUUGGAAGAAGAACGCCGGCGGUGCACCAGGCAGAAGUAAACCAGUGUAUGGAGCUCAGCACCCACCCCCUGUGACAAAUGUAACCACACCAGGUUGGCCAACUCAGAAAGAUGACAGAGGAAAGGGCAAUAAAAGAGAUUCCUUCCGCGACUUUGAAAAUGAAACAUCUGAUGCGUGGGACGACGGUGAUGAUGAUCUCAUCCAGAUGGCCAGCCUGAGAAUCUCUCUUAGAGAUGUGCAGACGUCUGCUAAAGCUGUGCUGGACAAUCACAGCAAGAAGUCUCAGUCUUUCAAGGACGUCAAAUUAAAUUCUUCCUCAAAUAAAAGCAGUUCAAGUCAACCAUUUUCACCCCAUCCACAUCACCAUUCUGGCGGACCGGGUCUUGCUUUGAGGUUCGGCAGCGGGGGCAAUCAACCGCUGAAACUGACCUCAAUACGCUACGUCUCCAUGACCCCACCAGAAACUGAUGCAGCACGGAUAGAUAAAUUCAAAGCAAUCUUUGCUGAGCCUUCAUUAGAUCUGACUGAACUUCGCAAACUUUGUUGGUCAGGCAUUCCUAAAGCUGUCCGACCUACAGCUUGGAAAAUAUUAUCAGGUUACCUUCCCACAGCAGCAGACAGAAGACAGGAGACUCUAGAAAGAAAGCGCAAGGAAUAUUUCGGCUACAUUGAACAGUAUUAUGAGACUAGAUACCAAGAUUUGCAUGAGGAGACAUUCAGACAGAUACACAUUGAUAUCCCCCGCAUGAACCCGUUAAUCCCCAUCUUUCAGCAGCUCAUAGUCCAAGAAAUUCUAAAAGAUAUACCUCGCAUGACCACAUUAGCCCAUUUGUUUCAAGUAAAGCCAGUUCAGGAAAUAUUUGAAAGAAUCCUGUAUAUAUGGGCCAUUCGCCACCCAGCCAGCGGCUAUGUACAAGGCAUUAACGAUCUGGUCACACCGUUCUUUGUGGUUUUUCUCUCGGAGUAUAUAGAGAAUGAUAUAGAAGUGGAGAACUGUGAUUUGACAGAACUGUCACAGACGACACGAGAUGUCAUUGAGGCUGACAGUUUCUGGUGUAUGUCCAAGCUGCUCGACGGCAUUCAGGACAAUUACACGUUUGCACAACCUGGCAUACAGAUGAAAGUGAAUGCUCUGAGGGAACUCAUCAAGAGGAUCGAUGCUCCUUUGUUUAACCACCUAGAAAGUCAAGCUGUUGAGUUCCUGCAGUUCUCAUUUCGCUGGAUGAACAAUCUACUUAUGCGAGAGAUCCCUCUGCGGUGCACCAUCAGACUGUGGGAUACCUACCAGUCUGAGAUCAAUGGCUUUGCAGACUUUCAUCUCUACGUGUGUGCUGCAUUUCUUAAAAGGUUUUCAGAAGACGCCCUGAGAGAGCAGGAUUUUCAGGGGAUUCUGAUGUUCCUGCAGAACUUACCCACACUUCACUGGAGGGACAAGGAGAUCAGCGAGCUGCUAGCGGAAGCCUACAAACUCAAGUACAUGUUUGCAGACGCACCCAGGCACCUACUGCUGAAGUCUUGA
Candidula unifasciata is the source of this 1566-nucleotide messenger RNA. Lineage: Eukaryota; Metazoa; Mollusca; Gastropoda; Stylommatophora; Geomitridae. The record is from the annotation of a GenBank genome assembly.